ACUCACAACCACGAAUUAAAAUAGUUCAUGUUGACAAGACGUCACCACGGGAUUACAGCCUACAGUACUUGAAUAGUUAAAUGUGAAUGUAUUAUGGAAUAGUUAGUGGUGCACACUGCACAGUCUCUGUUUUGAAAGUUUGAAACCCUAUCAAAAAUUAUUGUAAUAUAAUAUUAUAGUCAUUACUGCUUUUAUUUUGAAAUUUUUCCUACACCUAAAAUAAUUCAGUACUAUUGUUGUUUCUGAAAAUAUGGAAAGUUCCAUUCCAAUUGAAAUACAUGCUCAAAAACUAAGCGAAUGGCUAACAAGUAGAAAACACUGUAAAAAAGAUUGGCAUUCACACAUACAACCCAUAAGACAGAAAAUAAAUGUAGCUAUACAAGAUAUGCCUGAAAACAAUGAGAUUGUACAAUUGUUGUCUGGGGCAUAUAUCAAUUAUUUCUAUUGUAAACGUAUAAUUGAAAUAUUAAGAGAAACCGAAGCAGAUACAAAAAAUUUGUUUGGCUCAUAUGGAUCACAGAGGAUGAAGGAUUGGUUAGAAAUCGAAAGACUGUAUUUAAAAGACAAUGUUUACCUAGCUGAAGCUUGUGAUCUUCUUGUACAAAACAUCAAGUAUCAUAUACCCUCAGUCAAGAAGCAAAUAGCUAAAUUACAGUCUGGACAAACUGAUUGCGAUAAAAAAAUUGAAGAUUACACAAAAUCUAUUCAAACAUCUAAAAAAGAUUUGGAAACAAUGCGGAAACAGUUCUCCAUAGUUGGUGACAAUAACAGUUUUAAACGUACACUUAUAGGACGGUUAUGUGAACUUCAAAAAGUUUAUGAUGAUGUUAUGGAACAUAUAAAAAAUUUAAAGAAAGCCAAUACAUAUUUUUCUUUAUUUGUAGCAAAUAUUCUAGGUUCAGACAUUAAUUUAUCGAUGCUUCAAUAUAUUUUGAACAAUGGCAAUACUACCUAUUAUGAAUAUCUUUAUGGGGAAAAACCAAGUAAAAUAGAAGAGUCUGUACUAACAAUCGAAGAAGAUAUUAAAGACACCACUGCCGAUGAAGAAAUCGAUUGGGGUGACUUGGAGAACCCAUCUGAAGACAUUGAUUAUGGUAUUUCUCUAGAAGAAAGUGGAAUAGAAGUUGAAAAUCUACAAACUGAUGGUAAUAUUGCCAGAGGCAAUGAGGCUUUGACUUUAUUAGAUAAUUUUCAGACAAGAAAUGAAUUUAUGAAUGAUAUUUUAGAAUUAGAAUCAUUUUUAAGUAUGCGAUUGCUUGAAUUAUCAAAUGAAACAAAUUCUGCAUUGUCAGUCCAUUCUGAUGGAGAAAUCAAUGAAUCCAAACCUGAGAUAGCGUCCAUGUUGGAUAUUAUAAAAGUAGUCAAACAAAAGCUUAAUGAUCCAGUUGUCCAACAUUUACAGCAUAUUAAACAUUCACCAAGAUAUCUGAAUAAACUAGAGUCGAUGUUUCUUCAAAAAGUCAACAAUAUUGAGAAAAUGAUUAAUUCUCAAAUAGCAGUUACUAAUAAAAAAAAGGAGUUAGCUGAAGAAUAUAAUCAACUAGUUCCAAAAUUGAAGUUAAUACAACAAAAAAACAAGCAACUUAUAACUGAAAUCGAAUUUGAUGUAUCAAAGAAAUAUAAAAACCGUCCAGUUUACAUAAUCGGAGCAUCAAUAUUUGGAUCUUCAUAAUAAAUAAGUUAGUAAAACAACUGGAAGUUGAAAGGCGAUGUGUGUUAUAUGAUUUGGCUGUUUAUUAUAUUAUACAAUUUAAAUGGAAAUUGUUUUUUUUUUUUUGAAAUUUUAUUGUUCAUAAUAAAGUAUUUUAUAUUUUA
Messenger RNA from Metopolophium dirhodum (rose-grain aphid), 1815 nucleotides. Its product is annotated as CDK5 regulatory subunit-associated protein 3-like. Gene Ontology annotation, biological process: regulation of cyclin-dependent protein serine/threonine kinase activity; regulation of mitotic cell cycle. NCBI's taxonomy places the organism in Eukaryota, Metazoa, Arthropoda, Insecta, Hemiptera, Aphididae. The transcript has 10 exons. The record is from RefSeq and is a predicted model, not a curated record. Bases 251 to 1672 code for a protein of 473 amino acids. Gene Ontology annotation, cellular component: endomembrane system.